Messenger RNA from Penicillium salamii, 396 nucleotides. The record is from the annotation of a GenBank genome assembly. NCBI's taxonomy places the organism in Eukaryota, Fungi, Ascomycota, Eurotiomycetes, Eurotiales, Aspergillaceae.
AUGAGAUUCCUCGCCCUCUCUGUCAUUUCCCUCGUCGGUGCCGGCAUGGUAUCUGCACGACCCAGUGAGAGCUUUGCCGUCAAGCGCGGAGAGACCACCGAGGACAAGGUCAACGCUGCCGCUGCCGCUUUGGCCGGCAAGAAGCUCGAGAAUGAAUCUGAGACUUCGGACUGUGUUGGCCCCCUGCUGUGCUGCGGUUCUCUGACCACCCCUCUCGACCCUGUUGUCGAUCCUCUCCUGUUGGCCCUCGGCGUCAAUGCCGCCAACAUCGUCGGAUCCAUUGGUCUUCUUUGCCAUGGAUACGACUCUAGCUGUGACUCUGCGCCCCAGUGCUGCACCGAGGCCAACCUUUUGGGUGGUACCGUGGCUCUUGGUUGCGCGGCUCUGAAGAAGUGA